This is a messenger RNA of Beta vulgaris subsp. vulgaris (sugar beet), 675 nucleotides long. RefSeq lists its product as uncharacterized. NCBI's taxonomy places the organism in Eukaryota, Viridiplantae, Streptophyta, Magnoliopsida, Caryophyllales, Amaranthaceae. The record is from RefSeq and is a predicted model, not a curated record. The transcript is spliced from 2 exons. Bases 1 to 675 code for a protein of 224 amino acids.
AUGAUGGAAAAUCAGAUGACCCAAGCUCAACAAAUCAGUCACCUCUCAAAGCCUUCAGGCCAACUUCUAGGACAAACCGAACCAAAUCCGAAGGGGUAUAUCCAUGCUAUCUCAUUGAGAAGUGGUAGAGAAUUGCAAGAUCCCUAUAGGGAGAUGAAUGACCAAAGGAAGAGUGCAAAAGAGUCCAAAAAGCCGAGUGAAGAAGAUCAAGGCGAAAAAGUGUUGGAAGAGGAAGCUAAGGAGACUGAGAAAAAGGAACCUAUUGUCAUACCUAUUGCACCAUACAAGCCACCUGUUCCAUUCCCUCAAAGAUUGGCACAGUGCUAUCUUGCAGAACAAGCUUCCAAAGAAGCUAGGAGAUCAAGCAGUUAUUCUAUUCCUGUUAAGCUUGGUGAUAUUGAGAUCAAGAAUGCCUUAUGUGAUCUUGGGGCAAGUGUCAGUCUCAUGCCCUUGUCAAUCUGCAAGAAGCUCAAUAUGGGUGAACUGAAACCCACACGCAUCUCCUUACAACUAGCAGAUAGAACAGUCAAGUUCCCCUUGGCAUCCUUGAAGAUGUUCCUCUUAGAGUCGGAAAAUUUUUCAUUCCAUGUGAUUUUGUUGUUAUGGAAAUGGAAGAAGAUGCAAACGUUCCCAUUAUUCUUGGGAGAUCCUUUUUGGCCACUGCUGAAGCCAUAA